AUGGGAUUUGGCACCCGCUCCUGUAUGGUGUUCUGCUACCUGAACGGUGUCUGUGCUGUGUUCAUUAGCUAUUUGUUCAAAAUAGGCAUCGACUCGAUGGCAAUCACCUCGGUGAUCAACAAAUGGGAUCGGCAGGAAAAGGCGCGUGCGUGCCGCAACGCCGGUAUUCUGUACUUGAUCUUGGCGGUGGCGGUGACGGUAAAGGAUGCGAUAGACACCUGUCGGGAGCGGCGCCUGAGCAGAGGCGUUGGUCAACGCAUGGCAGAGUACGGCAUGGCUGACGCACCCGCUGAUGCGGCGGAGACCGUACCACUGCUUGAGUGUAGCGCUUACGUCCACGGCAAAGGUACGCGCGGCCGCAGUGUUGCCAGGCGUGGUGGCAGUGACGGCGGCGGAUACGGUGGCGCGUAUUACUAG
Leishmania mexicana MHOM/GT/2001/U1103 is the source of this 417-nucleotide messenger RNA. RefSeq lists its product as hypothetical. Bases 1 to 417 code for a protein of 138 amino acids. NCBI's taxonomy places the organism in Eukaryota, Euglenozoa, Kinetoplastea, Trypanosomatida, Trypanosomatidae. The record is from RefSeq and is a predicted model, not a curated record. The transcript has a single exon.